GUAAUCGAUAAUUACAACAUCAAUGACAUUUGAUUGCAUGAAAACAUUUGUUGUAUUAUAUUUUUUUCGUCGUACGGUUGGUGCUGAAUUGGUAUUUUGUUAGUGUCUAAUUAAAAUGGGCUUGUUAUCAAAUCCUUCAUUUAAACGGCGUAGUAAAAUUGGUCGCGCUCUAACAAAGCAUAUUGAAAAAAUUAGUUUGUUAUUUUAUAUUCUCGGGUUAACAUGGUUUGUGUGUUUGGGUCACAACGAGUUUAAUCACGGAACAUACUUGUCAGAAAAUGCUUUAUCACCUGGCUUGGUGUAUCCGGAAGUCAGACAAGAUGCGAGUCGACUAGCACAGACUUUAACAGAGGAAUUACAGCGGGAGCAGGCGCAAUACAAAUCUGUAAUGCCGUAUGCUUGGAUUGUAGCUAAAAUGAAUCAAAUUGGAUUGGAGACACAUGUUCACAAUUUUACUUUGCGUUACCCUUUUUCUGGAGGUAAGGAAUACCAAGGCAAAAAUAUAUAUGGCAUUUUACGUGCGCCUCGCAUUGGAUCUACUGAAGGCAUAGUAUUCACAGCUCCAUACCGCCCUCCCACAUCCGUGCAUACAGAUAUCGUAGCAAGUGUACCUGUUUUACUAGCGUUUGCCAAUUUCGCUAGAACAAAAAAUUAUUGGGCUAAGGAUCUUAUUUUUCUCAUUACUGAACAAGAGCAGUUGGGCAUGCAUGCAUGGUUAGAAGCUUACUAUGAAGGAGGAUUUAAAGACUCGCCAAUUUUGAAAUGUGGUAAUAUACCAGCGCGUGCAGGAGCACUACAGGCAGCUAUUAAUAUAGAAGUGCAAGAUUUGGACAUAGAUUAUAUUGAUGUCAAAAUAGAAGGCCUUAAUGGACAGUUGCCAAACUUGGAUUUAUUUAAUUUAGUACAACGUAUUACUGCACGUGAAGGUAUUUCAUCCGGUUACAAGCAAACACCCCGAAAAAAACGACGCUCUAAUUAUGCUACGCUCGAAGAUAACGUAAAACAUAUGUCUUCCAUGUUAUUAUCCCAAGUUUCUGGUAUACCAACCGGUAACCAUGGGCUUUUUCAUCGCUAUCGCAUUGAAGCGCUGACAUUGGAAGCUGUAAAACGCGCAACAAAUACAAACAAUAAUCGCAGCUCUGCAACAUUGUCGUUAUUGAAAACAAUUGAGGGCAUUUCGCGUAGUCUGAAUAAUCUUUUGGAACGAUUUCAUCAAAGUUAUUUCUUUUAUAUUUUGGUACAAAAUGACCGCUUUGUAUCAAUUGGAGACUUUAUUCCUUGUUUAAUAUUGCUUACUGCACCAAUGUUUAUUAAGUCAUUUUUACUUUGGCAUUCAUUAAACGAUGAUGAAAAGGAAGAACAAAUUGAGGAAGAGCCUACAGCAAAUACACAAACUGCUGAAUUACCAUACCUAGCAGUGUUUGGGUACAUUAGUGUAGCUGUAGCACUCGGCAUAUUAUGCAAUAUUAUUGCAUUAAACGAAGGCUUACGUAACUAUUUUCAUUCAAUUGGAGCAAAUUCUUUAUUUGCGGUGAAUUUAAUUCUUGGAAUUUGUGUACUAAUUGGAGUAUCAUUACCAUUUGUAACGCGUUUACCAGAAAGAGGUACAGAGUUGUUGCACAUUGGAGCUUUGCUAUUACUUGGUAUUGCGCUAAUAGUCGUAGGAUUAUUAAAUUUCGCAUUGGGAUUCUUUUUAGCUAUUAUGUGUUCACCUCUUACAAUUAUCCUAAAGUUUCCGAGUACUGGAGGAAUGAGAAAGAGCAUAUCAGUUGUUUAUAUUCUCUUUUUAAAUCCAAUUAUAGUUGCUUAUCUUAUCGUUUUUGUUUUGACAAUAUUUAAGUUCCCAGAAUUGAUUUCAAAGGAAAUUGUUUACCGUUCAAUCAGCGCUACCAUGAAUGCCAGCACUUACGCUCUAAUGGAUUGUAUUAUUUAUGGCAAUUGGCUGUAUAAUACCAUAACAGCAGUUUUCUUUCCACUUUGGGUACUUUUCUGGGUACUUGCCUGUGCUAGAAAAAAGACUACCAGUAUUAAGCAAAAGAAAAAUUAACUAAUUUAGUCAUAUCGUGUGAUAUUGCACAUUUUUUACCUAAUCAAAAUAUAUAUUUUUUUCAUUCCAUUUGUCUGAUUAUGAGUUAAUAAAAAUUAAAUGCAGA
Molecule: messenger RNA, 2153 nt
Organism: Teleopsis dalmanni
Lineage: Eukaryota; Metazoa; Arthropoda; Insecta; Diptera; Diopsidae
Gene: GAA1
Product: glycosylphosphatidylinositol anchor attachment 1 protein
Exons: 5
Coding region: 116-2047 (643 amino acids)
Biological process (GO): attachment of GPI anchor to protein
Cellular component (GO): membrane; GPI-anchor transamidase complex
Source: RefSeq, a predicted model, not a curated record